Messenger RNA from Oncorhynchus mykiss (rainbow trout), 836 nucleotides. NCBI's taxonomy places the organism in Eukaryota, Metazoa, Chordata, Actinopteri, Salmoniformes, Salmonidae. The record is from RefSeq and is a predicted model, not a curated record.
AUCGUGAAGCCCAUGGACAUCCAGGCCUCCAAUGCCCCGGCGAGGAUUGUCCUGCGGGCUGCAGUGAUCUGGCUCUUCUCCAUGACCCUGGCUGUCCCCGAGGCUGUCUUCUCAGACCUCCGCUCGUUCAGCAUCCACAGCACCAAUGAGACCUUCAUCACCUGCGCCCCCUAUCCCCACGAUGGUGAACUGCACCCCAAGAUCCACUCCAUGGCCUCCUUCCUCAUCUUCUAUGUCAUUCCUCUGUCGGUUAUAUCAGUCUAUUACCUGUUCAUCGCCAGGAGCCUGAUCAGGAGUGCCUAUAAUAUGCCGGUGGAGGGCAACGUGCACGUCAGAAGACAGAUAGAGUCCAGGAAGCGCCUUGCCAAGACCGUCCUGGUGUUUGUGGGCCUGUUCGCCGUGUGCUGGCUCCCCUGUCACGUGAUCUACCUCAACCGCUCCUACCACUACUCCGAAGUGGACACCUCCAUGGCCCACUUCAUCUUCACUGUGGGAGCCCGUAUCCUGGCCUUCACUAACUCCUGUGUCAACCCCUUCGCCCUCUACCUGCUCAGCAAGAGUUUCCAGAAGCAGUUCAACAAGCAGCUGUGUUGUUGUUGUCGAGCCCUGGCGAAGAGGUCCCAGAGCCAGAGGAGGAACAGGAACAACACAAACAUGACCUCCCUCAGGACCACCAACCACUCAGUGGCCAGUCUGAGCUUUAUUAAUGGAAAACACAUCUGUCAGGAGGACAGUGUGUGAGAGACAGACGGGUGGAUGGUAAGAGAGAGACAGACAUACAGGUCUACCAAGAGGAGAGAGUGUGAGACAGACAGACAGACAGACAGACAGACAGA